Molecule: messenger RNA, 1672 nt
Organism: Conger conger (European conger)
Lineage: Eukaryota; Metazoa; Chordata; Actinopteri; Anguilliformes; Congridae
Gene: arpc1a
Product: actin related protein 2/3 complex, subunit 1A
Exons: 10
Coding region: 207-1319 (370 amino acids)
Biological process (GO): Arp2/3 complex-mediated actin nucleation
Cellular component (GO): Arp2/3 protein complex; actin cytoskeleton
Molecular function (GO): actin filament binding
Source: RefSeq, a predicted model, not a curated record
GCUUCUUCCCCUGUCCUAACGCGCAUGUUCCCCGUAGUUUCCUGGAUUUUCCUGACAGCCCCGUUACCGGAGUGAAUUCGUGUCGACUGCCCAGAGUCCGCGAAUUCAGGUCCGACCAAAUUAGACUAAUUGCAUUCCAAAUCCAAUAAAGGACAUUUUGUCAAGGACACCGCACAGCGCCCAUUUAAUUACGCGUUGCAGCCGUUAUGUCUCUGCAUCAGUUUCUCUUGGAACCGAUCACCUGUCACGCCUGGAACAAGGACCGAACUCAACUUGCCAUUAGUCCCAACAAUCAUGAAGUCCAUAUCUACAAGAAGAGUGGGAAUCAGUGGGUGAAAGCCCAGGAAUUGAAGGAGCACAACGGACACAUCACGGGCAUCGACUGGGCGCCUAAGAGCGACCGCAUCGUGACCUGCGGCGCUGACCGUAACGCCUACGUGUGGAGCCAGAAGGACGGGGUCUGGAAGCCCACCCUGGUCAUUCUGAGGAUCAACCGCGCCGCCACGUUCGUCAAAUGGUCCCCGCUGGAGAACAAGUUCGCUGUGGGCAGCGGGGCUCGGCUCAUUUCCGUGUGCUACUUUGAGUCUGAGAAUGACUGGUGGGUUAGCAAGCACAUCAAGAAACCGAUUCGCUCCACAGUCCUGAGCUUAGACUGGCACCCCAACAAUGUGCUUCUGGCCGCUGGGUCAUGUGACUUCAAAUGCAGGGUGUUCUCCGCCUACAUCAAGGAAGUGGACGAGAAGCCACCUCCCACCCCCUGGGGGUCCAAGAUGCCUUUCGGGCAGGUGAUGGCGGAGUUUGGCGGGGCCGGGAGCGGGGGAUGGGUCCACAGCGUCAGCUUCUCGGCCAGCGGGAACCGGCUGGCCUGGGUGAGCCACGACAGCACCGUGACCGUGGUGGACCCCACCAAGACCUCCACGCCCUGUCAGCUGAAGACUGAAUUCCUGGCUCUCCUGAGCGUGAUGUUCGUGUCUGAGAACAGCAUUGUGGCGGCGGGCCACGACUGCUGCCCGAUGCUGUUCAACUGCGACGACGGCGGGACCCUGAGCUUCGUCUCCAAGCUGGACAUUCCCAAGCAGAGCAUCCAGCGCAACAUCUCGGCCAUGGAGCGCUUCCGCAGCAUGGACAAGAGGGCCACCACCGAGGACCGCAACGCGGCCCUGGAGACACUGCACCAGAACAGCAUCACCCAAGUGUCUAUAUAUGAAGGAGACAAAAGAGACUGUCGUAAAUUCUGCACUACAGGAAUUGACGGAGCAAUGACCAUAUGGGAUUUUAAGACUCUAGAGUCCUCUAUCCAAGGGCUGCGCAUCAUGUGAAGGAAAGCACAGCCAACUAGCAGGACAUCCCCAGCACUGGGACUUGAAGAUUUUACACGAAGAAUUUCUGACGACACUACCGAAAGUUUAUCUAAACAUAAGCACUGAGAGAUGACGUGAACUGCCACGUGACGUCAUUGUAUAUUUAAAAUGUGGAAGAGGAAAAGGGGGGGGUCUGGGACCAGUGGUUUUACCUUAAGGGUGUCUGAUGUUCUUGAAUCUAUGCCAGAAGUGGUACCUCAGGGGUGAGGUAGUGGGUGAAGGCACUCUGCCUCUGGGGGUAUCUGUAAAACAGUAACUUGCAAUGGGAAUUUUAUGUAAAUGGUCUCUAGAAAUAAAUGAGGUGUAGUACA